Molecule: messenger RNA, 1573 nt
Organism: Misgurnus anguillicaudatus (oriental weatherfish)
Lineage: Eukaryota; Metazoa; Chordata; Actinopteri; Cypriniformes; Cobitidae
Source: RefSeq, a predicted model, not a curated record
CACUGCAUUAUCUAGUUUGUUAGUCUGAUUAAGUGAUUAAGAAAUGUGUUAAGAAAACCAUCAAACAUUAACUUUUAUCAAAACAUAUUUACAAUGACUUGUUUUUUCCCCAAUAUAGGCUCUUUCUGUCAGCUAGAUGUGUGCGGCCAAGCUCCUCUUAGCACAAACUCGGGUGCGACUUUAGAGUCUUCGCCCUGGCAAGUAAUCAUUCAACAAAUCAGCAAUGGAAUUCAUUUUUGUAGCGGGAGUCUCAUCAAUAAAGACUGGGUUUUGACUUCAGUCCAAUGCGUAGUAAAUCCCAGCACUUUUGCUGACAUUAACAAAUCAGACUUUACCAUCUACCUGGGACGUGAAACCUACCAAGGCCCAAACCCGCAUGAGAUAAGCAGAAAAGUGAUUAAGAUCAUCAAGCAUCGUGCCUUUAGCGUUAAUACUUUUAACAAUGACAUUGCGCUGCUUCAGCUCUCCUCUUCUGUGAAUUUCAAUAAUUAUAUAAGACCAGUCUGUCUGGCUGCUGCUGGUAGUGCAUUUGAUGAAGGACUUUCAAGUUGGGUCACAGGAUGGAAAGAGGCUUUUGCUGGUUAUGAAGAAACAAAUAAUGAUUGGUCGGUAAUAGAAGAGCCAAUUGUGACCGUCCAAAACUGCAGUUCUGUCUAUGGUGGCCAGUUUCCCUUCAUGAUAAACAUGCUGUGUGCUGGACUUUUUAAUUAUGCAGGCAAGAUCAAGGGUGAUUUUGGAGGGGCAUUGGUCAUUCAGCAGGAUUCUCUGUGGAUUCAGUUUGGAAUUACGAUUUUUAUAUACACUAAUGAUGCUCAAGAUGAGGUCCUUGGCAGGCCAGUUGUGUUCACCAGAGUGUCUCAAUAUCAGCAAUGGAUCAACACUCAUAUAGGCAGUAACCCGCCUGGAUUUGUUGCUUUUCCUGAGCCUACUCCUGCUCCCACUUCUACUCCUGCUCCCACUUCAUCUUCUACUCCUGAUCCCACAACUUCUAUUCCUAAUCCCGCUACUUCAACUUCUGAUCCCACUACUUCUAUUUCUGGUUCCACUUCUUCUAGUAGUUCCACUACGGAUCCCACUUUAACUCCUAGUAGCUUGACCGGAAGCUCACUACGUCUUUACUCAUAUCCCGUUUCCCUCACAUUCUCCAUCAUUUAUUUCAUCUUCUGUCUCUUUAUGAAUGUUGUUAAGUGACAAUAAUAAUAUAAUUUUUCUCAUAAAUAAGGGAGGAGGAUAGUCGCAUUUGUCGGUUCUAUAUGGAUUCAAUUAAAUAUGAUAUAGUUUAACAUCUUUUGAAAUAUUUCAAUUCUUUAAUACUAAACUUUUAAUAAUGAAGUUGAAAUAUUUGUGUAUCUUACAAUGUAUUUGGUGUUCGGGUUUAUGUGUGGCCUAAAUUUAAAGCACAAAACUAAGAAUGUUAAGCUUCAUGUAAAUGAAAUUCUUUAUCUUUUAUCAUCCUGUCCUUGGUUAAGCACAGAUCAUUUACAUAGCAGAUGGAUCUUUAUAGACUGGAUCUUUUGAUUAAAUAUAUUUUCUUAAUAUUAGUCCUUUGGGUAUCAUGAAUACUGUACGUUUA